Molecule: messenger RNA, 1083 nt
Organism: Aspergillus puulaauensis
Lineage: Eukaryota; Fungi; Ascomycota; Eurotiomycetes; Eurotiales; Aspergillaceae
Product: guanine nucleotide-binding protein subunit alpha
Exons: 5
Coding region: 1-1083 (360 amino acids)
Biological process (GO): G protein-coupled receptor signaling pathway
Cellular component (GO): heterotrimeric G-protein complex
Molecular function (GO): G-protein beta/gamma-subunit complex binding; GTPase activity; G protein-coupled receptor binding
Source: RefSeq, a predicted model, not a curated record
AUGGGCUGCAUGAGUUCGAAACAGGUCGAUGCGGCGGACGACAAAGACGCAAUUCAGCGGAAUGCUCGGAUCGACAAGACCCUGAAGAAUGACAAAAAGGUGAUGGACAGGACGAUUAAGAUCCUGCUUCUUGGUGCCGGUGAAUCGGGCAAAUCAACCAUCAUCAAGCAGAUGCGCAUUAUCCACUCCGGAGGAUUUCCUGAAGAUGAACGCCGCCAAACACGAGCGGUGAUAUAUUCAAAUAUUGUGGUUGCUUACAAGGUUCUCUUGGAAAUUAUGCGGACUGAGAACAUCGAUUUCAAAAGCGAUUCAACAAGACCGCUGGCAGGUUUUAUAGAUAACCUGGAAGCCGAUGUGGGUGUUGAGGAAGCAUUUUCCGAUCUUAAAGUUCGGGAUGCAAUGAACGAGAUGUGGAGGGAUGAAGGAGUCCAGAGGGCUGUUUACAAGGGCCAUGAGUUCGCUCUUCACGAUAACUUGAAUUACUUUUUCAAUUCGCUCGAUCGAAUAUUCGAACCCGGCUGGCUUCCAGACAACCAGGACAUGUUGCAGGCACGUUUGCGAACAACAGGUAUCACAGAAACACUAUUUGAACUGGGCCAGAUGAACUUCCGCAUGAUGGAUGUUGGUGGACAACGUUCCGAGCGCAAGAAAUGGAUUCAUUGUUUCGAGGGCGUCCAAUGCUUGCUCUUCAUGGUUGCAUUAUCCGGAUACGACCAAUGUCUUGUUGAAGACCAGAAUGCCAACCAAAUGCACGAAGCAAUGAUGCUUUUCGAGUCCCUGGUCAACGGGGAAUGGUUCAAACGGAAGCCCAUCAUCCUAUUUCUUAACAAGAUUGAUCUUUUCAAAGACAAACUCGAUAUUUCGCCGAUAUCGAAACAUUUCCCGGACUACAGCGAUUCGAACUCUGACUUUGAUGCAGCAGCAAAAUACUUUUCUGAUCGAUUCCGGGGUAUUAACCGGAUACCUGACCGAGAAAUCUAUAUCCACUACACCAAUGCCACGGACACAACACUGCUGAAGGCUACCAUGGACUCAGUACAGGAUAUGAUUAUCCAGAAGAAUCUCCACACUCUCAUACUAUAA